Caenorhabditis angaria is the source of this 1483-nucleotide messenger RNA. The record is from the annotation of a GenBank genome assembly. Lineage: Eukaryota; Metazoa; Nematoda; Chromadorea; Rhabditida; Rhabditidae.
AUGGAAUCCGAAAAAUCGUCGUCUAGAAACUCGCUUCGGGGAGUCGCUUUUGUGGCUGUCACAUUUUCGACAGUCGCCGUGACUGCAGUUUUGAUCGCCUUUCCUUUGGUCUUCCAUUAUGUGCAAACACUUCAGGCUUCCGUUCAGGUAAGAGAUUUUUGGCGCCAAAAUUUGAUCUAUUUAGAUAAAUAGUAAAUGAGCCUGCGGCUAAUUUAGGCUAAUUUUUGUGAAAAAAAAUCGAAUUUUUCACAGAAUUUUUAAUGGGGUGAUUCAAAAGUCGGGAAAAAAUUUGUCAAAAAAUGUUUUUUUUUCGACUUGAAUCACCCCAUAAGAUUCGGAUACGAAUUUUAAGUGAAAUUCAAAAUCAGAGUGAAACUUUAAAAAUCCACGUGGAUUUUUCUGAUGUGGUACCGAAAUUUAAGGUCAAGUUCAUAUUAAAAAUUCUUCCAAUGUAGGCCUUGAAAAUUCUGCUAUACGCUCAGAAGCUCAAAAAUUGACUGAAAACACAAUUUUUGAGAUCUACAGCUAGAAAAUAUGCCCAGAAGCUCAAAAAUCGACAGAAAAUCGAUUUUUGAGCUCUAGAGCUUCAAAAUAGUCUCCGGAACUCAAAAAUUGACUGAAAAUGCAAUUUUUGGGCUCUAGACCUUCAAAACACGCUCAGAAGCUCGAAAAUUCGUAUAUUUUCACAAUUUUCUGCCACAGGAAAAAUCUAGGCAAAUUUGGUCUUAAAAAAUCCGCAAAUUCAACCUUAAUGCAAUUUCAGGGUGAGGUCGAGUACUGUAAAUCGCGUUCUCGCGACAUGUGGCGUGAAAUGGUCGAAGUUGCUCCAGAAGGACCAGACGAUCCAUUAGACGUUCUUCUCAGAGCAACCCGUCAAGCCGACGCUCAAUGCUGCACAUGUCAACAAGGACCACCAGGACCAGAUGGUGAACCAGGACAAGCUGGAAGAGAUGGCGAACCGGGACGUGGUCCAGGAGAACCAGGUCCACCGGGGCCUGAUGCUGAAUUGCACGAUAGAAUUCUGCCAGUUCCACCACAAUGUCCAUGUGUUGCGGCUCCAGGGCUUUCCGGGCCUCCAGGACCACCAGGACAAGAUGGUAUCCCAGGAAAUCCGGGACGUAAUGGUGAAGAUGGAGGGCCAGGCCCACAAGGACCAGCCGGGCCACCCGGGCCACCUGGACAACCAGGUCAACCAGGACAACGCGGGCCACCAGGAGAGCCUGGAGUGUUGUUGCCGGGAACAGAUGCUCCACCAGGACCACCUGGACCAACCGGAAGACCAGGAGCUCCAGGAAUCCCAGGAAAGCCGGGAACUCCAGGACAAGACGGAUCGAACGGUGGGCCGGGACAAGCAGGAGAGCCUGGACAACGCGGGCCACCAGGACCACCUGGACAAGCCGGAACACCGGGAGGACCAGGAGAGGCUGGAUCGCCGGGAAGUUGCGAACAUUGUCCACCAGCAAGAUUGGCGCCAGGUUAUUAA